Talaromyces atroroseus is the source of this 2220-nucleotide messenger RNA. RefSeq lists its product as hypothetical. NCBI's taxonomy places the organism in Eukaryota, Fungi, Ascomycota, Eurotiomycetes, Eurotiales, Trichocomaceae. The record is from RefSeq and is a predicted model, not a curated record. The transcript is spliced from 5 exons. The coding region runs from base 1 to 2220 and encodes 739 amino acids. Gene Ontology annotation, cellular component: transcription regulator complex; nucleus. Gene Ontology annotation, biological process: positive regulation of transcription by RNA polymerase II; negative regulation of transcription by RNA polymerase II.
AUGACUCAGCCGUUUCCUGCCCAUCAAGGCAUUCCUCAACAUGCCGGGUUGCCUCCUGGUCAUCCAAUGAGUCAAGCUCAACAUCCGAACAUGGGCCUUCAAGGACCUGGUAUGGUGCAACAGAUGCACCCUGGUGUGUCCGCUGCUGCUGGGCCUCAGGUUAGCCAACCGGGACCCAUGAUGGCCGGUAUGCCUCCUGGCGCGACAACCGGUCCUGGCGGACCAGUGCCAAAUGCACAUGCUCUACAACACCUAAGUCCUGCGCAAGCACAUCUCCUUCAGCAACAGCAGCAGUUCGGAAUGAAUCCCGCGAACAGCAAUCAAAUGCUACAACAGCAGCAGAUGCUAGCGCGACACCAACAGCGGAUACUUGCGCAACAGCAGCACCUCGCGCACCAUGGCGGCAUACCUGUCUCUCUACCAGCUGGAACGCAGGGACUCAGCCAAGCCCAAUUGUCUGCUAUGCAAAAUCCUAAUAUGCGCGGGCCAGUUAAUAUGAUGCAUUUUCAGCAACAGAUGCCGCAGCUGCCUCCGAAUAUACAACAACAACAACAAUUUCUUGCUAUGCAGCAAGCACAGGCGCAAGCGGCAGCUCAGGCAAACAAUCAACAAGGCCAGCAUACGCCGCAACAGAGAGCAGCAGUACCGCCACAAAGCGUUACUCCCCAACCGCAACCCGGUCUUCCAGUUCCUCCUGGAAGCGCAACACCAUCGCAGCAGUCUAAUCCUCCACAGCAUUCAACUCCGCAACCCCCGUCUAACCAGGGUUCUCAACCGCCACCACAACCGACACCCAAUCCUCAACAUCAACAGAUUCCUCCCGCACAGCCAACGCUACCCCAGCAGCAACCACAGCCGCAGGUCCAACCUAAUCAGCAACAACCACAGCAGCCGCCGUCUCAAGUGCAACCACAGAAUGGCCCACAACCAACGCCACAGCUACAAGGACAAGUUCAAAUGACUCAACAACAGCAGCAGGCUAUGUCUAAUCCAGAACAUAUGAAAAUGCAACAUCAAAUCAUCAUGGAACAACAACGGCGGGCGAAUAUGAACUCAUUUUUGCAAAAUAACAAAGGGUCAUUGACCCAAUAUGUCAAUAGCUAUUUCGAGACUUUAAGCAAUUAUGAGAGCAAAGGCGAAGAUGCGGAUCUCAUUUUCUGGCAAGACGUCGUGAAUAAAUACUACAAUACUACCUUCCACGGGGCCACUGGCCAGCCCUGGGGCGUUUUGCGCCAGGGAAUGCUGACACCAGGCACUGGAUCAAAAUCUUUCGAGGUCAAUGCAACCAUCCUACCUCGCUAUUACGUCACGCUCUUCAAUAACGGCAUCAGGAGGAUCCAAACACACAUGGAGGCGACGCAAGAAUUUUCUCCUCAAAACGGCUACCGCGUCGUGUUUAGUCCUAAAGUUAGUUUCAUUUAUUGGUUCGCCAAUGAUUGUCAGCUCUUUGUCAAUGGUUCGCUCAAAGUGCUUGUUAACCCGGAUUUCAAAUUUGACUUGGUUGAUAUAUCCGUUUCUGGUUUUCGGGAAUACAUCCCUCGCAACCUUCUUCAACCACCGGAACCAGUUGAACAGAAGCCAAGUCCCCGUGUGACCAAGAAUGCUAGCAAACGAAUGCAGCAGAAGCAGGCGCCCGUACAGCCUACGAUAUCCCCCCCAGAGUCGUUAGUAAACGCAAAUGGACUUCCGCAUAGUGUCCAGUGUUUCCUCGAGAUCGCGGAGACUAUGUCGUCAAUGACGAGUUUGAUAUAUCAUAGUACGAGUAACCCUCAGAAGAGCUCUAUGGAUAUACUUCGAGAUGUUACUGCUAUGAUGGUCCAACAGAGUAUGAAUGCCUCCGCUCAACAGCAGGUUCAAGGCCAGCGUACACCUGGCCUUAAUGGUCCAUCCCAGUUUGCUUCUCCUUCAGUAGGCCACAUGGGGCUACCUGGCGCACAGGCUUCUCCGCACCUAGGAAACUCGGCUCAUCCGAGUCCGGCGCAAAACCACAUUAUGGGACCUGGGGUGAUACCUCAGCAAAACCAGACUUCUUUAGCGGCGAAUGGUAGUCAAGGGGCCAGUGCGAACACAAGCCCGAAUGUUUCAAACAAACGCCGCCGUGCAAGCACUGUCAAAACCGAAGGUGAUGACGGUGCUGAAGUGAAUGGAGCCGGACCUGCACCUAAAGUGAGAGCAAGCCCCAAGGUUGGUGCUGGUAAGAGGCAUAAAGGCAAUGCUUAG